Melospiza melodia melodia is the source of this 1887-nucleotide messenger RNA. RefSeq names its product potassium two pore domain channel subfamily K member 9 (gene KCNK9). NCBI's taxonomy places the organism in Eukaryota, Metazoa, Chordata, Aves, Passeriformes, Passerellidae. Gene Ontology annotation, molecular function: potassium ion leak channel activity; outward rectifier potassium channel activity. The record is from RefSeq and is a predicted model, not a curated record. The transcript has 2 exons. Gene Ontology annotation, biological process: potassium ion transmembrane transport; stabilization of membrane potential. Gene Ontology annotation, cellular component: plasma membrane. Bases 1 to 1425 code for a protein of 474 amino acids.
AUGGCCCUGCGCCCUGGGACGGCUUGGUUUGGGCAGGUCCUGCGCAGAGUUUCCCGGCUUCAGGGCACCUGGUCCCGGCGCUCCAGCAGCCUCCUGUGCCUCUCUUCUUCCCAGGAGCCCGAGCAGGCGGGCGGGGAGCGACCGCCGCCGCAGCACAAGCUGCCCCGGAGCGGCGGCAGCGGCGGCGGGCGCCGCCGGCCCCCCCGGCAGCUGCUGCCCUGCUGUGGCUGCUGCGGCCUGUCGGAACCCCGGGCGGCCAGGGGGGGACAUGGUCCCCUCACUCGCCCCUUGCUGGCGGCCAUGAAGAGGCAGAACGUGCGGACCCUGUCCCUCAUCAUCUGCACGUUCACCUACCUGCUGGUCGGGGCUGCCGUCUUUGAUGCCCUGGAGUCCGACAACGAGAUGCGGGAGGAGGAGAAACUCAAAGCCGAGGAGAUCCGGCUCAAAGGAAAGUACAACAUCACCAGCGAGGACUACCGGCAGCUGGAGUUGGUGAUCAUGCAGUCCGAGCCGCACCGCGCCGGAGUCCAGUGGAAAUUCGCCGGCUCCUUCUACUUUGCCAUCACGGUCAUCACGACCAUCGGUUACGGACACGCUGCCCCAGGGACGGAUGCAGGGAAGGCUUUCUGCAUGUUCUACGCCGUGCUGGGGAUCCCUCUGACCCUCGUCAUGUUCCAGAGCCUGGGCGAGCGCAUGAACACCUUCGUCAAGUACCUCUUGAAACGCAUCAAAAAGUGCUGUGGCAUGAGGAGCACCGAGGUCUCCAUGGAAAACAUGGUCACUGUGGGGUUCUUCUCCUGCAUGGGGACACUCUGCAUUGGAGCAGCAGCCUUUUCCCAGUACGAGGAAUGGAGCUUUUUCCACGCUUACUAUUACUGCUUUAUAACAUUGACUACGAUAGGGUUUGGGGACUAUGUGGCCCUGCAGACCAAAGGGGCCCUUCAGAAGAAGCCUCUUUACGUGGCUUUUAGCUUUAUGUACAUUCUAGUGGGGUUGACAGUCAUCGGGGCAUUUCUAAAUCUGGUUGUUCUCAGGUUCUUGACCAUGAACAGUGAGGAUGAGAGGAGGGAUGCCGAGGAGCGGGCGUCCCUGGCAGGGAACCGCAACAGCAUGAUUAUCCACAUCCAGGAGGACUCCCAGCACGGCCGGCCGCGCUACAAGGCCGAGGUGACAGACCUCCAGUCAGUUUGUUCCUGCAUGUGUUACAGGUCCCACGAGUACACCAGCCGGGUGGUGUCCCACCAAAAUUCGUUCAGCUCGAAGCUGAACCCCCAGUACUUUCACUCCAUCUCUUACAAGAUAGAGGAGAUCUCGCCAAGCACAUUAAAAAACAGCCUUUUCCCAUCUCCUGUCAGCUCCAUCUCACCUGGGUUGCACAGCUUUACAGAUAACCACAGGCUGAUGAAACGGCGAAAGUCCAUUUAAAGGGAUUUGUCUUAUUUUGCUUUCCUUGUUUUUCCCAGUUCUUUGUUGUUUUGGGUCUUUCUGUUCCUUGAGUGAGACGGAGCGAGGCCAAAGGGAGUAGAGCAAGCCAGUCCUCCUCUGAGACUCAGCUCUUGAGCAUGAAGCAUGGAUUAUUACUGUUCCAGCAAAGUAUGCCUUACAUUACCCCCUUGGUGGAUGUCAGAGGAUUCAAGGUGACGUGAAGUGGGUACCAAAUCCAAAGUUGCACACACAGCUGGGAGCCUUCAUGUGCCACUGGCACUCCUGACCUAACAAACUUUUUUCCUCACGAGCAGGUUGCAGUGUGUGUGCGUGUGCCUGUGUGAGUGCUGGGUGUGUGUGCCUGUGCGUGUGCGUGUGCAAUUCCACAACCAGUGCCAUGUGACAAAAAUUAAAGCAUCAGGUAUUAUUUUUUUCUUUUGCCCUUGAAGCAGUUGUGUUCCA